AUGGAUCUCGAGGGUGGCAUCUACUCCAGUCCCUCCAAGAGGGAUUCUUGGAGGGCGGUGUUAACUUUGGCGUACCAGAGCCUGGGGAUGGUGUACGGGGACCUGAGCACGUCGCCGCUGUACGAGUACAAGAGCACCUUCGCGGGGGACAUCCAGCACUCGGAGACUAACGAGGAGAUCUACGGCAUGCUCUCCUUCGUCUUCUGGACCCUCAACCUCUUCCCGCUCCUCAAGUACGUCUUCAUCGUGCUCCAAGCCGAUGACAACGGCGAGGGCGGCACCUUCGCACUCUACUCCCUCCUCUGCCGCCACGUUCGCGUCGGCUUCCUCCACAGCAGCCAACUCGCCGAUGAGGAGCGGACCGGACCCGGACUCGAACCCGAACCCGACUUGAAUUAUUCAGGUUGGGUCUGGAACUACGUAGACCCAAUCAAAUCUGAAUAA
Messenger RNA from Phoenix dactylifera (date palm), 444 nucleotides. Its product is annotated as potassium transporter 2-like. Gene Ontology annotation, cellular component: membrane. Gene Ontology annotation, biological process: potassium ion transmembrane transport. Gene Ontology annotation, molecular function: potassium ion transmembrane transporter activity. The record is from RefSeq and is a predicted model, not a curated record. Lineage: Eukaryota; Viridiplantae; Streptophyta; Magnoliopsida; Arecales; Arecaceae.